AGUGUACUUCUGUUUCACAAAGGUAUAUUAAGGUAAAUACGAUGGGGACUUGAAAAUUACUGCACAGGAGGCAAGCUCCUCCCCCAGUCUCCCCUGCAUCAGGACCAUCACUCGCAUCCUUAGAGCAUCAACACGCCACAGCACAUUCUCUGCAUCCAGAAGACUCCUACUCCAUCCUGAUACAGCAGGCUUGAAGCUUUGAGAUUAUAGUAAUGGAGAGCUUGCUGGAUAACCCAAUGAAAGCCGUGCUUUAUCUCAAAGAACUGACCACAAUUGUACAAAACCAGCAGAGUCUGAUUCAAACCCAGCGGCAGCGGAUCGACGAGCUGGAGAGGAAGGUUGAGGAUCUGAUCGGCGAGAACCGUCAGCUGAGAGAUCCGCAUCAAUAUCACCACCAUCAUCCGCACCACCAUCACCACCCAUCCCCGCGGACCAGCAGCCCUCAGCCGUCCGCUCACCCGCACCAGCACCCGGCGACUCACGGUCAAAGCCAGCCGCAGCAGCAUCCGUCCAAACAGCCGCAGCAUCCGCCGGCAGCUCCCAUCCAUCACCCGCAGCAUCUGCAACUCGUACCUACGUCCCCACCGACUCUCAAAGCGAGCCAGUCCAGCCCGGAGUCCGCGGAGGACGAGAAGAGGAGCCCGUCUUGCAAGUCUCUUGUUCCGCAGACUCCUUCGACAUUGUGCCGGUCCGUUGGGCUUGCCAGGAAACCGGAGAACCAGACGGUUCUACACCAGUUCUGCUGUCCUGCUCCAGACGCCCCUGAGUCGGACACUCAGGCCUGUGUACCCAGUGAAGAGCCACCCCCUCCUUCUCCCAUUGCAACACCAUCACCUGCUGCAUCGCCAUCACCUGGGGUGACUUCCACCAGUGCCGCCCAGCCCGAGGUCCAGGUAGCACCUCAGGUUGCAGAGAGCACCGUGACAUCUGUCGAUUCAGGAGGGGAAGAUGGGGAUCGAGAUGGAGGUGAAGUGCAAGAAAGAGAGAGUGCAGAAGUGGAGAAGGAGGAGGUGAGAGUACAAGAGAUUGAACAGGAGGAAGAAAAACCCCAGGCUCAACCGCCACAACCAGUGCAGGAAGAGGUGAAGAAGGAGACAGAGGAGCAGGAAAAGGAAACAGCAAGUACGGGAGGCACAGGAAGGAGGCCAAGCUUGCAUCACACUGCUUCGCCAAUCAGAGUACAGAGGAAUGGAGCAUGCAGCCACUCCACCACCUCCGACUAUGAACUCUCGCUCGACCUCAAAAACAAGCAGAUCGAAAUGUUAGAGCACAAAUAUGGGGGCCACCUCAUCUCACGCCGUGCUGCUUGCAAGAUCCAGACGGCCUUUCGCCAGUAUCAGCUCAGCAAAAACUUUGAGAAGAUCAGAAACUCCCUCCUCGAAAGUCGUUUGCCACGCCGUAUCUCCCUGCGAAAAGUGCGGGUGCAAAAUACAGAGGGUAUCUCAGCUGAACGGGCACUGGCUGAAGGCUGCAAUCUGGCAAGUAUCCCCCUUGUCCGGUCCCCAUCCCUGCCUACCACGGUUGGUGGCUCCCUCACCGACCUCGAAGAUUCCUUCAAUGAGCAAGUCCAGUCUCUUGCCAAAUCCAUUGAUGAUGCACUUAGCAACUGGAGCAUGAAGACCAUGUGUUCACUCCAAGAAGGUGGCACCUACCAGUUUAACUCAGAGGCCUUUAGUACAGCUGGUGGCAAAUCUGGGUUGGCAGGCACAGUCCAAGAAGGUGGCCCCAUGGACCCUGCCACAUUCCAUAGCGGAACAGGCCAAGUAGACAAUUCUGAGAACGUGGCCCGGAGUGCCAGCAAGCUGAUGAUGGCCUUCCGGGAUGUGACAGUUCAAAUUGACAGCAAGAACUUUCACGUGUCCUCUUCCGUUAUGGAGUCCUCCACCUCUGUUUCUCUCGGUAAUUGUGUCCAGCAGGGGGCCAUAAUUACUGAGAGCCCACAGCAACCUCCGGUCAGUGAUGCAAAGGAACAACCUCAACAAGGACAACCACCACCAUUUCCACAGGAUCCAGCUCCUCCUCCCCUAGAGCAGGAUGCUGAGGAAAUACCUGAUGGCGACUUCCCAGCUCCUCCACCAAGUGAGGAGGAGCUUGUGGAGGAUCUUCCACCUCUGGUGCUGGAGAAACAGGAAGUUCCAGAACCAGCAAUUCCGGCAGAGACAGCAAUAACCUCUGAAACCUUGUCUCCACCAGAGGUUGCAGAGACGCCAGUCACCCCAGUUGUAGAGGUUUUGGAAGCUAAGCGAAUUGAGUCAGACACAGCGGACAACAGCUCAGAGCAGAUGAGUAGCAGCAGUACAUCCACAUCAGCCCAGUCGGCUUCUGAGGUCUCGUCCAAAGAGGCUUUACAGGCCAUGAUACUUAGCUUGCCCCGAUACCACUGCGAAAACCCAACCAGUUGCAAAUCUCCUACCCUCUCUACUGACGUCAUGCGAAAACGCCUAUAUCGUAUUGGCCUCAACCUCUUCAACAUAAAUCCAGACAAGGGCCUCCAGUUUCUCAUCUCUCGUGGGUUCAUUCCGGAUACGCCUAUAGGUGUGGCACACUUCCUGCUCCAGAGGAAGGGGCUGAGCCGACAGAUGAUCGGCGAGUUUCUUGGCAACAGCAAGAAGCCGUUUAACAGAGAUGUGUUAGACUGUGUGGUGGAUGAGAUGGAUUUCUCGGGGAUGGAGUUGGAUGAGGCUCUGAGGAAGUUUCAGGCUCAUAUCCGUGUGCAAGGCGAAGCGCAGAAAGUGGAGAGACUGAUAGAGGCAUUCAGCCAGCGUUACUGUAUGUGUAACCCAGACGUGGUGCAGCAGUUCCACAAUCCUGACACAAUCUUCAUCCUUGCAUUUGCCAUCAUCCUCCUCAACACGGACAUGUACAGUCCCAACAUCAAACCCGAUCGUAAAAUGAUGCUGGAAGACUUCAUCCGCAACCUAAGAGGGGUUGAUGAUGGUGCAGAUAUUCCACGAGAUAUGGUAGUGGGAAUAUAUGAGCGUAUUCAGCUGAGGGAAUUACGAUCGAAUGAAGACCAUGUCACUUAUGUCACCAAGGUGGAGCAAAGCAUUGUGGGAAUGAAAUCGGUUCUGUCAGUGCCUCACAGGAGACUGGUGUGCUGCAGUCGGCUGUUUGAAGUGACUGACAUCAACAAAGCCCAGAAGCAAGCUGCUCACCAGAGAGAGGUCUUCCUCUUCAACGACCUACUUGUGAUUUUGAAAUUGUGUCCAAAGAAGAAGAGUUCAGCUGCAUACACUUUUUGCAAGGCCAUGGGGCUGCUGGGCAUGCAGUUCCACCUGUUUGAAAGCGAAUACUAUCCUCAUGCCAUCACUAUUGUGUCUCCGUGUUCGGGCUCUGAUAAGAAGCAGGUGUUGAAUUUUUGUGCUCAGAGCGCAGAGGAGCUGCUCAAGUUCGUAGAGGACCUGAAGGAGUCCAUCGCCGAGGUGUCAGAGAUGGAACAGAUACGUAUUGAAUGGGAGUUGGAGAAACAACAGGGAGCCAAAACUCACUCUAUCAAGAACAACGGGACUCAGCUUGAGUUGAGGGGAAGACAAGGUUCUCCUUCAGGAAAACAGGAAAUGAACACAUCACAGAGCGGACACAAUGCAGUAGAGGUGUCAAUUCACAACAGGCUUCAGACGUACCAGCUCAACGCAGCACCACCGAGCCCUGAGAGCACCGCCCUUCUCAACCACCAGAGGGAGCUCUUCCAGCAGCCUCCGUUGCAACGUGCCAGCCCCACACCCUCACACUCCUACCAGCCCGUGGCCCUGGCCGAGAUACGACCCGACACGCUCAUCCAGUGCCAGCAAAUCGUCAAGGUCAUCGUCUUGGACAAAGGCGGUCACGGACGCAUGGAGGCGUUCCUCAGCCAGAGCCCCACUCAUCACCAGCUCAUUCAGUCUGUCGUCUCCACACCAGUGCGCUCACCCGAUGGCGGAGGCAACCAGGGGGGAAACAACGACGGUUCACAACCGCCCUUGCCUCCACCUCCACCACCGUAUAACCAUCCUCACCAGUAUAUACCCCCAGAUCCCCGCCUUGCACUGCAGAGGACCCCAAGUGGCUCUCGUAGCCUGAUGUAGAGUUCAAACCGAUAACUAUAAAACACUCCAGGCGCACUUUUGACAGUAUUUAUCUACAUAUGUAUAUAUAUAUAUGAAAGAAAUAUAAUGAAAAAAAUGCUAUCUAUAUGCAUAUAUUUAAGGUAAGAGACAUUUAUUGACUUUGCAGAUGUGUGAAACAACCAAUAAGAAAAUACGAUUUACCUAAUUGCUGUGUAUUUUGAAACGUUAUGUAGUUUUAACAAAUUUCUAUAACAGUUUUCGUCUUUCUGGAGACUAUCUGAGGUUAUAUCGUUGAGUACUUGUUCUUGACAGGAUUUCUCUGGUGCAUUUUGUUAUAGACAAAAUGAUUUCACGAAAAAAUGUGGCACCCGACAACAUUCGUUUCAAUUCCACCGACACUUGCUUUUGUGUGGGAGCUGGUUUUACGUGUAAAAUCACACUUUUUGGCUUUUAUUAUCCCACUGAUGAGUCUAUUUAGUGUGUGUGUAUGCUUUUGACUGGAAAAUGAUAUACGUGCCAAAAUGAGGACUCCCUCCACCGUGGACUUUUUGCACUGUUGAACGCUUAGGGCUAGAGCAAACAUUUGUGCUUAUAUUAACGAUCAUUUAGAUUCCCUCUAGGUACACAGACAUUUAAAAAACAACAACUUUUAAGCGGUACCAUUAGCCACAAACUGUUUCUUCCCCCACUUCUUAUGUGGCCGAUGUUGUAUUCCUGUGAAAUGUGAAUUAAUUCCUAAUUAUCACCUGUCUUUGAAAAUGUCUUUUAUGUCACUCCUUUUAAUGGAUAUAUGUGCGUAAAUUGAGAAUGUAGAAAGUAUUAAGGCUCUUUCACAUGACUCACGUCAACAUUCCCCAAUGUGUUGGUGCACAGGUCAAAUGUUACAACAUGACUCUCAAAAUUAAGAUGAUUUCAACUUUGACCUCAUUUGCUGCUGAUCUUUUUAAAUAUAACUAGCGAUUACCAGACAAUUUGCAUGACUUAUCUCCAUGUGAGCAGUGCCAAUGCAAAAAAAAUAAAUAAAACAAGACAGAUGAGAAAUAUUGUACAAGACAACAUCAAAAAGGCAUAUCUUGACAUUUUGGUGUGGGGGGCUGGGGGGGUUCGGGCACGACAUGUUACGUGUCAAUCUAAAUCAUUACUUAUUUGCAUGUGCUUUCUUUAUUGUUUCAGUACCUUAGCAUAAACAUUGCCAAAUAACAGUAUCAAACACUUUUUUUAAUGCCACAAUCCCAGCGGACUUGCUUCAGUACAUCAUUGCAUUUCCACAGUGAUUCGGUGGACUAAAUUGACUCCAGUUGACUGAUUAAGUAUGAAUGGCCAGUUAUGACACUCUUCACUAUGGUUUAAUCAUCGUUAUGGCUAAAUUAUGGUUUCCUUGAUCUCUAAAAAUGUACAAUUGCAAGAAAAUAGUAUGAACUUAAUGGAAAUUACUCACAAGCAUCACUUGGAUAGAAGUGACGGAAAUAAUUGCAUUAAUUGUGAUGCACAUGGCACUAUAUCAGCUCAUACAGUAUAGUGUGCAUUUAAACUGUAUUUUGGGUGGUUAGUGAAUGAGACAGGUUUUUGUGCUGAAUUGUUAGUGUUGUGCUAACUGUGUAGUGAAAUUGCUGAAAUGCCAGCAGUCUUUCUAUGAUGUAGCAAUGCAAACAGUGGGACUUUUAUCCUGUUUAAAGCUCAAAUAUGUGUUACCUCUUCCGUUGGAUUUCACUAAGUUCACUAUUUACUACCUAGUAACCUCUUAAAUUUGCUUUUGUCUUUGAAGGUCAAAGUUCAUAGAAGGUUGUGUUAAAACCCUGACAUGAGUCAUGUGAAAGGACCUUUAAUAUGUGGCAACGUAUCAUGGCUCAAUGACGGAAAAAAGAGCCAGUCACAGCCAGCGAAUGGCUAUUGUUCUCACGCUCAGGAAUUUCAGAGAGUACCUGAAAGAAGACUGAGAUCUUUUAAUGCUUGUACUUGAACUUUAUGUAGCAACUUGGAACGUAUAAGGCCCUUGUGAAAAGGCCAUUUGAUCCCAGCAACCAUCUUUGGACACAAUCUGUGUUUGUCUGACAUUCUGUGAAAGAUGACAGAAUGCUUCAUCACAUGACUCAGACAAUAUAACAUGGUCUCAUAGUGUUAUUCCUUCAUCAAUACUCACAACUAUAUAAAACGCCCAAGAAACACCCUUCAGCACCAUCAAACUAUCUCUGCCGUUUGACUCCUAAAACUCUUGUCUGAAGCUUUUCGAGAGCCAAGUGACACUUGAAACAUCAGCUGAGAUGUACAUUGUUGGCACAAAACACUUUAACCUGAAUGUUUGUCUGGUUUGGUCUGAUUUUAUCAGCUGAAUGGAAAACUGAUCAAUGGUUUAUUUUUGUUUUGCUUGUAUGUAGCUAUCAUAUAUCAGCAUAUAAAGCAGCAAUGAAUUAGCUCUGAAAAAUGUUAACUACCCACAAUCCGACCAUUUUUAAUAACAGUUGUCAUCAACAUAAUUAAAGUCAACAUGAAACAUAAAUCACCACCUAUUUUGCAUCCACAAUAUAAUGUGUUAAGUAUGUGUAAAGUGAUACCUAAUAUUUAAUGAAAAAUCUGGGACUAAAUAUUUGAAAGUGGAUGGAGUAAUGGAGCCAGACAUAAAUUCGGCUUUACCAGCAAUCCAAGGGACGUGGAGGCCAAAGAUGAAAUUCACCCUCGAGAGCAAAUAUGACAUUGCCAAAAAAGCUAUUUGGCUAUUGCCCCUCACAGCCAUGGUAAUAUUACCUGGGAAAAAGAAAGUCAUUUCAGCGGCACAAAUGCCAGGAAUGUGUAUUAAUUUGAUUUCAUGUUGACUUUAAGCUGUAGGAUUUAUCGUAACACUAUUGGCGUGUCCUAUUUCCUCUGUUUUCUUAUAUGAUUGUUUCAUAAUUAUAUCGCUGCUGUUUGGAGCUCCCAAUCUGAUCUUCGUUUCCUCUUCUCAUUGUGUGUUUAUUUCCAUUUAUGGUGAUAAUUUUAGGAUGACGGACACCAGGUGCUUCAUAUAUAUUGGUGAGAAUCUCAACACAUGAGUCGAUUGGACAUCCUGGACAUCAACAAAUUGAAUAUCCCUCUCUUCUUAAAAUCUGCUCCAAAAAAAAAAGAAAAAAAAGUGAACUGCCCAGCCCUUUUCAAUGAAUGAAUAUUGCAUAUUUUUGUUUCCAUACAUUUAAGUUAAAGGAAUAUUUGGAAUUCUGUCAUUAUUUAAUCUUCUUUAUAUCAAAGCCUCAUGUUGUGUCAUAGGACAAAAUCAAAUAAAAUAUAUGUCACAGAAUUACCACUUAAUAUCUCACAAUAAUUGUUACUUUAUAAUUAUUCAUCAACCCAGGCUAAUAGGAAAAAUGUGCAUGUGACAACAUUUCUAAAAAACGUUAUUAGGUUGCUUCUUUAAUGUUUCAUGUCACUUCAAAAGUACAACGUCCAGCACAUUCAUUUUUCUCCAAAACAGAUUAACAUGAAAUGUCCAGUGAGUGGUGCUAAAAUGUUAAUACUCUGUCGCAUUUGAAAAUAACAUAUUGUACUACCUACACUGAACCCUAUACUCAAAAUCUGAUAGUGUUCAAAAAUAAGAUAAAAAUGCUUUUUCAGAAGCAACCAAGCCAAUUUAGCUUACUCCUACUAGUCUUUGAGCUCUUUUAUCAACAAUCAUGACUUGUGUUUAACAUAGUAUAGAAAACGCCCAAAAACCACACAAAAAUUAGUCUACUUCCAUGAUCUUCCUCUGUAAUAAGUUUUGUGAAAAGGAAUAAAAGUUAUUGGUUUUAUACAGCCACUAGUUUCAUUUUAGCUGGAAACUCUGGUGAAUUGUAUUGUAGACGAACAUUUUUCCAAUGAGCUUGUGUUGGUUUUUACAGAUGUCACUACUGUAUCAGAAAAAGCAUAGUGAAUAUUCUUCAAAAAAUAUCUCCUGCAUACAAAAUAAUAUCAUACAAGAUAUGAGGGUGUGUAAAUAAUGACAGAAUCCUGUAAAGAUCCAGCCUUUGAGUAACAGACAGUCACAUAGAUCUAUCAUUCUCCUUUAUCAAACAUUUCAACAGUAGCUUAGUCUGGAAAAUAAAUAUAGGUGAAUUGCACAACCAGCUCUAAAAAUGGUGAAAGAAUCAGCACCAGUUUCCUUUCUAUGAAAUACUGAGUGACAUGAGUUCACUCUUUGUCUUUUUCUUUUCGUAGCCCUGCAUUUGGCCCCUGAGGGAGUUGGCGUGGAGGUGAUGGAAACAGGGAGCCAGAUGAAUUGUGCAUGACCCUGGUUUUGAGGAGUUUAUUAUGCUUGAGCGAAUGUGCCCUGGCUAGCAAAUAAGAUGUGAUCUAACCCAACAGAUGAGUGUUGAAUUUAAGCCCUUUACACAACCAAAGGCUACGAUGCUAACGCUAACCUUGGUUUAGCCUGUAGAAGGGCUAUUGCACUGGUGAGUUAUGCUGCCUUCAAGUCCUGUAAGAAUGAUGGCAUUUAUGAAAUGAGUGCAAAUGAACAGCACCACAAUAUUGUAAUCAUCUGUUGAUUGUAUGGUUACAUUUUAUUUUACAGUAUGUGCACUUACAUGUACUUACAAUGCACUUACAGUGUACCUACCUAAGAUAACUACAUGGGGUAGGGUUAGGUUUAGGGGUAGGUUCAGAGUUAGUACCUAGAUAUUACCUAGUUAUUGUAAUCAUUAUAAGAAGUUCAUAGUGUGUACAUGAGGCACAGUACUGUAAAAUAAAGUGCUACCAAUUGUAAAUUA
Onychostoma macrolepis is the source of this 8761-nucleotide messenger RNA. RefSeq names its product IQ motif and Sec7 domain ArfGEF 3a (gene iqsec3a). The record is from RefSeq and is a predicted model, not a curated record. Gene Ontology annotation, molecular function: protein binding; guanyl-nucleotide exchange factor activity. Gene Ontology annotation, biological process: actin cytoskeleton organization; regulation of ARF protein signal transduction. The coding region runs from base 213 to 4064 and encodes 1283 amino acids. NCBI's taxonomy places the organism in Eukaryota, Metazoa, Chordata, Actinopteri, Cypriniformes, Cyprinidae. The transcript is spliced from 15 exons.